Messenger RNA from Verticillium alfalfae VaMs.102, 405 nucleotides. RefSeq lists its product as hypothetical. The transcript is spliced from 3 exons. The record is from RefSeq and is a predicted model, not a curated record. NCBI's taxonomy places the organism in Eukaryota, Fungi, Ascomycota, Sordariomycetes, Glomerellales, Plectosphaerellaceae. Bases 1 to 405 code for a protein of 134 amino acids.
AUGUCUUCCUCUGAGCAGACCGUUGGCGCCAUUGUUAGCCUCACUCCUCCCGAGGAUGGAGACAACACCUGGACCGCCGAUCAAGUAAACCUUGCUCGCAGCCUCCCUCCUGGGGACAUUCAAGGCCGAGUUGAUAUCGACUGGGGCUUUGGUCCCGUGAAGAUCACUGGUUAUGUCGAUACCAACACUUUUGAGAUUGGAGUCAGUGUCAGCAUUCUCGGCAUCAACGUUGGUAACAUCUUUGGAAACCUCAAAGAUGGCGUUGGUUUGAACAUCAACCUUUUCCUCGCUUCCGGCUCCAUCAAGUUCUAUUUGAAGAACGGGAACGAGGUUUGGGUGCACCUUGACAUCAAGGUCAAGUUUGACGGACAUUUCGAGGGUGACUAUAAGAUCAUCACCAUCUAA